This is a messenger RNA of Cutaneotrichosporon cavernicola, 978 nucleotides long. RefSeq lists its product as uncharacterized. The coding region runs from base 1 to 978 and encodes 325 amino acids. The record is from RefSeq and is a predicted model, not a curated record. The transcript is spliced from 3 exons. NCBI's taxonomy places the organism in Eukaryota, Fungi, Basidiomycota, Tremellomycetes, Trichosporonales, Trichosporonaceae.
AUGACGACCAUGUCCCGCUCAACGACGCGACUGUUCAAGCGCAGCGACGAUAGCCUGCCGAUAGCCCAGCCAUCGGCCCUGUUUGGUCGCAGGCGCCGCUCUCAGACAGAGGGCGGCGGCCGAGCAGAGGUCAAGCCAUGGGCCCGCUUCACAGCCAAAGUCACCGCGACGCUUACCUCCCUUGGUCCUGCGCCGCUGCAGGAACAACCACACAACAUACAGGACACAGCAGCCUCUCAGAUGAUGACGCCUCGACGGCAACCAGUCGGGACAGGGCAAGAUGAGGCCGAGUCCAGUAUCCACCCCUUCGCACUCCCCUACAACCAUCCUUUCCUCCAAGAGAUGGGGUCUCCCGAACCCGAGCUCUCUCGUCGUGCCUCUCUCAGGCCGCCUCCUCGUACAUCUCCAAGCAAUCUGAGCAUCCAUAGCUCUGCUAGCGACCUCACCAGCGUCUCCAUCCCUCACACCCCAACAUCCAAGCACGCACCAAGUUUCAAGCAUUCGACAUCCCCAGCCCGCAAGUUUCCUACCCCUCUCCCUACACCCCCUCCAAGUGCCAAGCACACGACGUUUGCCAUCGAACGUCGGCCGACGAAGCACAUGCCGCCGCACCGCGAUGAGCGUAUCCGCCGAUCAUGGAGUGGACACCCAUUCGCCGUCCGACCACCAGGAAGCGGGCCUGACUCGAAUGACAGCGAGCACGAAGCUUAUGACCCCGACCUUGGCUUCCUCCUCGGAGGCACCGAGGAGCCUCAAGGGAUGGUGGCCGAGAUCUUCAAACGUCUGCCACCACCCGAGCGGCUAUUUAACCCUCCUGAGGACCACCCUUUCACCGGUGGUCCAACGACUCGUCCUCGGCGCGGUACUUUCGGCUCGGACAACGCUUCAAAGUUGGAUGAGAAGAGGAGCAAGACCAAGUCGACUGCGCGGCACAGCUAUUGGCGCAAUGAUGCAGACCGGUACGAGUAUGAGGAGUAG